AUGCCCUUCUCCACGGGAGAGGAGAACUUGCUGCAGCUGAACCAGGAGGACUUUGACUUCAACGUACAAUUCGAGCAACUUUUUUUCUCCAUCAUCCCGUCGGCUUUGUUCAUCGUAACUUCAUUAUGGCGGACGCUAUCCCAGGCACGGAAGCCCACCGUGGUGAAUGCUCCGUUUUUUCAACUUGUCAAAGUGGGUGCCAUAACGACCUAUGUCGGGCUUGAACUGGCACUCCUCAUCUUGGUUGCGGUUGGAUCGUUCCAUGUAACCAGCAUUUUUAUCGCUUCCUCGGUCCUUAAGCUUGUGUCAGCCUUUUUCAUGAUCACGCUGAGUCUUGUUGAUCACAGCAAGAGCCCAAGGCCGUCCGUGCUACUGAACAGCUACUUGUUUUUGACUCUUCUCCUAGACGCGACGCAGGCAAGAACACUGUUCUUGUCAUCGGGCGACAAGCCCGAGCUCACCUACAGCAGUCUUUUCAGUGCUGCUAUAGCUGUAAAGGUUGGAAUAUUGGUGUUGGAAGCUCAACGAAAAUCCAGAUGGGUGAGCUGGGAUGACAAGGAGCACAGCCCAGAGGAGACGAGCGGCAUCUUCUCUCUUGGGGUUUUCUUCUGGCUCAACAAGCUCUUCCUGGAGGGAUACAACAAAAUUUUGACGAUAAAGGACCUUUACCCGCUUGAUAGCACUUUGGAUGGUAGAUCGCUCCACGAGGAGUUCUCCAAGCACAUGGAUUACUCUAAACUGAAGGGCGACAAAUUCGGUCUUUUGAAGGUGCUGAUGCGCACGCUGAAAGUGCCUCUCCUGCUUCCAGUAUUUCCACGCCUGGCGCUUCUCGGUUUCACGUUUUGCCAGCCUUUUUUCCUGGAAAAGCUGCUGCAUCACCUUGCAAAGUCUGAAGUUGACGCCAACGUUGGAUACGGCUUCAUCGGCGCCAGCGUCUUGAUUUACUCUGGCAUUGCCAUCUCCACAGCCCUCUGCUGGUAUUUCCACCAUCGAAUGCGCGCCAUGGCAAGGUCAAUACUAGUUACCGAGACCUUUAUCAACGCCACAAAAGCCCCUCUCGGAACUGGUGACGACAGCGCUGCCCUUACUUUAAUGAGCACUGACAUAGAGCGAAUCGACAUGGGAUUCAGGCCGCUGCACGAUAUUUGGGCCAGCAUUAUCCAGGUGGCUCUAGCUAGUUGGAUGUUGUACAACCAACUUGGCGUCGUCUUCGUCGCACCAAUUGGCGUUGUCAUAGUCUGCUUCACAGGACUGGUGAUUUUGAUGAAUUUCACUGGGGACUCUCAGAGGGCCUGGAUGGCAGGAGUCCAGAAGCGUGUCGGUUUGACGGCCACGGUCAUCGCCAGCAUGAAGAACCUGAAGAUGUCUGGCCUUUCUGUUGCUGUCGGUGACUUUGUGCAGAAGCUCCGUGUGGAUGAGCUGGCAUCGGGAUCGCGAUUCCGCAAGAUCGUCAUCAUUGCGGCGCUCUUCGCAUUCAUUCCCCUGCUGGUCAGCCCGCCACUGACCUUUGCAUUCGCCCAACGGACACUCGAUGCCGCCAAGAUGUUCACCAGUCUUUCAUACCUUUUGCUUCUGACGAACCCGUUGUCGCAGAUCUUCCAAUCUGUCCCCCAGGUCCUCUCUGGGCUGGCCUGUUUGGGCCGAAUCCAAGCUUUCUUGGAGUGCGAGACCCGACACGAUUUUCGACAAGUUCUUGCUGAUAUGAAACGGAGUUCGGAGAAGACACGAGAGGAUACCGACUCAGAUCUGAACUUGGCGCAUCCUGUUGUGAUCGAGAACGGAAACUUUGGCUGGGAAGCAGACAAGUUCGCCCUGCAGAACGUCAACACUCGAGUAGUCAAGUCCUCGCUCACUAUAGUCAUUGGACCAGUUGGCUCGGGGAAAUCUACGCUCUGCAAGGCACUCCUUGGAGAGAUUCCUUUCAGCGAAGGCAGUGUCAUUCUGAGCACCAGGUUUCCCCACGUUGGAUUCUGCGACCAAACAGCAUUCCUCUCAAACGGGUCGAUCAGAGAGAACAUUAUAGGAUUCUCUCCAUUCGAUAACGAGAGAUAUUCUGAGGUGAUCGAGGCUACUGCUCUGGGCUUCGACUUGGACACACUCCCACAAGGCGACAGAACGAAUGUUGGAUCUGAUGGGAUCACGUUGUCCGGUGGCCAGAAACAGCGCGUUUCUCUCGCCCGAGCUCUGUACUUGCAAUCUGAUUUGCUCGUUCUAGACGACAUCUUCAGUGGUCUAGAUGCAGACACCGAGGAGCAGGUAUUCCGACAAGUCUUCGGACCAGAUGGGCUCCUCCGACGUCGACGUUCUACUGUUGUAUUGUGCACCCACAGCAUCAGGCACUUACCCGCCGCCGACUACAUUAUCGCGCUUGGAGAUGGGACCGUUGCCGAGCAAGGCACAUUCGGUAACUUGGUGACUCUCCAAGGAUAUGUUCACCGUCUAGGGUUGAAAAACUCUUCUAACAGCGAUGCUUCGUCGGAGAAAACUGCGUCAAAGAAGAGCGUCCGAGAAUCGAGGCCGCAACUGCUCCGCAUGACGACGACCAACGCAUCAACCCUGGCGUCGGAAACAGAUGAAUCGCGGAAAAUGGGCGAUAAAACGGUAUACACGCAUUACUUCAAGAGCGUGGGGUGGGCCGUGGUAGGGUCUAGUUUGUGCUUCUCUGCUCUUUGGGGUUUCUUCACCAACUUUCCAACAAUUUGGCUCACAUACUGGUCUGAUGACGUCUACUCGGAACAUCCGACUCACAGUUACGCUUACUACGCCGGGAUAUACGGUUUGCUUCAAAUUUGCGCCAUGCUAUCGCUACUCCUUCUCGGUAUCGCGAUUUUUAUAGUCUCUGUGAGGAGAGCGGGCGCGAGUCUCCAUCAGGAUGCUUUGCGAACACUGAUUCGAGCACCACUCCGCUUUUUCACCGCAACGGACACUGGCGUCGUGACGAAUUUGUUUUCACAAGAUCUGAAUCUUAUAGACACAGAGCUACCAAAUGCACUAUUGAACACUUUGUUUUCCGUAUUUUCAGCACUUGGACAAGCAGCAGUUAUGCUUACUACGUCUCCGUAUAUGGCCAUAAGCUACCCGUUCCUCUGCAUCCUGAUGUAUAUCGUGCAAAGGUUCUACCUACGGACUUCCAGGCAGCUCAGGUUACUGGACCUUGAGGCAAAAAGCCCCUUGUACACGCAUUUCCUGGACACUGUGAAGGGCAUUGCAACCCUGAGAGCUUUCGGAUUUGUUCCUGAUGAUAUCCUAAAGAACGCUCGCUUGAUCAACUCCAACCAGCGACCCGCAUAUCUCCUGGCAAUGAUUCAACAGUGGCUCAACCUCGUUCUUGACCUCGUAGUCAUGGUAAUGGCUGCGGUCCUGACGACCCUUGCGGUCCGACUUCACUCCAACGCUGGGUUUGCCGGCGCUUCCUUGGUCUCCCUGAUGAGUUUUGGAGAGAACCUUUCAGGCAUUGUCAUAUUCUACACCAAGCUGGAAACCUCCAUUGGGGCGAUAGCCAGACUCAAGGCAUUCAACGAAAACGUAAAGCCUGAGGACAAAGAUGAAGAGGACAUUGUUCCUGCCGAAGAGUGGCCGCAGCGUGGUGUGGUGGAGUUGAAGGGUGUAUCCGCGAGUUAUGAUAGUGCGGAAGACCAAACUGAGGGCACACCUAAGUUGGCCCUCCGUGAUAUCAACCUGACGAUCACCUCGGGCGAGAAAGUCGCCAUCUGUGGUCGCACUGGCAGCGGCAAGUCCAGUCUUGUCGCUCUUCUCCUCAAGCUCCUCGAUCCACUCUCGGAGACAUUAGGAAACGUGGUAAUCGACAAUACGCCGCUCCACCGCAUUAACCGGCCCGCGCUGCGUCAACGCAUAAUUGCAGUACCUCAGGAAGCUGUAUUCUUGCCUGAAGGGUCUACUUUCCAAGAUAACUUGGAUCCGUUCAACGUUUCAAAGCCUGAGGAGUGCCAAUCCGUCCUUGUGGCCGUGAAGCUGUGGCAAUUUGUCCUGGAGCGCGGUGGCCUAGAUGCAGGCAUGAAUGCGGCGACUCUUAGUGCGGGACAGCGGCAGCUCAUGUCACUUGGGCGCGCACUGCUGAGACGACGCAUCCGGGCGCGCAAUCUGGGCUUGGGAGCCGGUGGCUUAGAGGGCGGCAUACUGUUGUUGGACGAGGUGAGCUCGAGUGUCGACCACGAGACAGAGCACGUUAUGCAGGAGAUUAUCAAGGCUGAAUUUAGCGAUUACACGGUUGUGGCGGUUAGCCAUCGGCUGGAUAUGAUUAUGGAUUUCGACAGGGUCGUUGUCAUGGAUAUGGGAGAGAUUGUCGAGAUUGGGAAUCCCAUGGUGUUGGCUGCAGAGGAUGGAACUAGGUUUGGAGACUUGGUGAAGGCUGGGGCGAAGUAGAUGCGCAUGUUAGAGAGCGAAUCAGCACCGCAUCCAUUGCUAAUGUUAGUAUUUUGGGAAUGCGAGGCUGGUGUUGGAAAUAAUACACUUCAAAGACCUGCAAAUAUAGCAAUUCUGAG
Ilyonectria robusta is the source of this 4502-nucleotide messenger RNA. RefSeq names its product putative ABC multidrug transporter. The record is from RefSeq and is a predicted model, not a curated record. The transcript is spliced from 8 exons. Lineage: Eukaryota; Fungi; Ascomycota; Sordariomycetes; Hypocreales; Nectriaceae. The coding region runs from base 1 to 4383 and encodes 1460 amino acids. Gene Ontology annotation, cellular component: membrane. Gene Ontology annotation, molecular function: ATP binding; ATP hydrolysis activity; ABC-type transporter activity. Gene Ontology annotation, biological process: transmembrane transport.